AUGGAGAAGAAACAAGCAAUUAGAAGUUUUGAGAAAUUGAGAGAAAAUGGGCUUUUAGGGUCAGUGUACAAGGUAGGUUUUGGGGGAGAUCGGUUUGUAGGGAGGGAGACAGAGAUGGAGAGAGGGGUUUUGGGGCUGAUUGGGAGUUUUGGACACUCGAUAAAUGUUAUGAAGUUUUAUGGAGAUAUAAGCGAGUGAUGAUAUUUGUUAAACUCUUUGUGAAGGUCUUCAAGAGAGCUUUGGAUGAGGUAUAGACAAGCUUUUGUUAAUGGGCUCUGGAAAGAGUGAGAUAGAAGGAUGAUGAGAGGAAGUUGAGAUUUUAAUGCUGAUUUUAUUGAUUACUUUAAUGGGAUGAAAAAUUAUUUUGAGUUGUAUCUCUAUAAAUAUUUGAUUAUACUACAAACAGAAGAAGCGAUAAUAGAGUUCUGAGAGUUUAUCAGACACUUCAAGAACAGAGAUUUAAUAAAAUUCCAGAAGAUAUCCAUCCACUAUCAAAAAGGAAUGGGAUGUGAUAUUUUAAAUCACCCAUUUAAUGUGCUUGAAGAGCAAUCAUUAGACACUUCAUGAAUCCAAGUGGAAGGACUCAGCAAGUUCUACCCUUGGAGAGGAGAUCAUAUUAUAAAGUACACCCACAGAGCCAAGCUUUCGAUGCUUACGAGCAAACCUCAAGUCAAUUUUUUACGCCAUACUGGGAACGGCAUGAUCAAAGAAGUAGAUCAAAUCUGCUUUGACGAUAUUUUUUUCAUGUAUCUCAAUGAUUUUGAUAAAUUAUCCGAACUCAUUGCACCAACAAUCCGUUACUCAUGCAAAGAAAUCAACUUUGAACAUUAUCCUUUAGAAGAACUUUCCAAUGAAAAUACAAUGAGUGAUAUGAAUGAAAAACUGGUCAAGAUAUUUCCAAAUUUAGACAUGGUAACUUUUAGCCCAGAACUAUGCUUUUGAAAGCUAAUUAAUACAGAUUUGUUUAUUGAAUAUGUUCAAGAAGGUACAACCUUAAAAUCAUCUGACCCUAAAACUCCUUGGGCAGUCAUGAGAAAGUGCAAGGUGUUUUAUAAUAAUUUAAGCAGUGAAGGGUAUGGAUCCUUUAGUGCUUCAAGAGUGGUCGUGAAUUACGCAGGACUUCCACAGUAUAGACAAUUUUAUAGGACCAAAAUUGACUCUAUUAUAGCUAUUGAGAAUAUCCACUCUAAAAGUACUCAUUAUUUAUCAGAACUAGAUUCUUUCCUUUUAUAAAAACAGAGAGCAAAAUUUUUAUUGAGGAUAAUGAUUCUAAGCUUUCUGAUUAUGAAAUCAUCAUUGAACCUCAAGAAUUUGAGUUACUCGUUGGAGAGCGAACACUUACCUCUCAUAGACCAUCGAGGUGAGAAAAUUUAGAGCUGAUGUUUACUAAAGCCUGAGCUUCAAAGGACUUUUUUUCAGCUCUAAAGGGUUGAAAAUGGACUCAUUUUGAUCUUUCAAUCAGUAAUUUAAGAGACACUCACUUAUUCUUGGCUGAACUGCUCUCUUUCGAAGUUACUAGGCUCACAUUGGAGGUUGAUUAUUAUGAUUUAGAGAAAAUCACAUUAAAAGCUAAGGCUGCACUAAUGUCUAAAAUUCUUGCUUCAAACUCUAUCAAAGAGAUUUCUAUUAUUAUAAGCUCAGGAGCUCAGACAGCUAAGAGAGUAGAUCAAGAAUAUCAGCAAAUGUUAGAAAGAGUGUUUGGAGAGGAGCCUGAUCUGGAAUUUUGUCAAAACCUUUACUUUGAAGUGGUAAUUAACGACUAAAAAGAUGAAUA
Moneuplotes crassus is the source of this 1774-nucleotide messenger RNA. The record is from the annotation of a GenBank genome assembly. Lineage: Eukaryota; Ciliophora; Spirotrichea; Euplotida; Euplotidae.